AUGAAGGGUCGCGGAGUGCAUAAGAGCGGCGUGACGUCGCGCGUACCCUACCACGUUUCUUACGCCAUGACCACCAUCGCCUACUCCAGCCCGGCCUCUGUCUUUGCCACCACCGGGGACGACAGCGCCCCGACCCUCAUGGACAGCCUGCUUGGCGGGCUCGAGGCUGGCUGGUUCGAGCUCAUGGACGCCCUCACCUACGGCUUCGAAGAUAAGGCCUACACGCCAACGGACCCCGCCGGCACCUUCUCCUCGUGGCUCAUGGAUGAGAACUAG
This is a messenger RNA of Acanthamoeba castellanii str. Neff, 276 nucleotides long. RefSeq lists its product as uncharacterized. The coding region runs from base 1 to 276 and encodes 91 amino acids. Lineage: Eukaryota; Discosea; Longamoebia; Acanthamoebidae. The record is from RefSeq and is a predicted model, not a curated record. The transcript has 2 exons.